Laetiporus sulphureus 93-53 is the source of this 1065-nucleotide messenger RNA. RefSeq lists its product as uncharacterized. NCBI's taxonomy places the organism in Eukaryota, Fungi, Basidiomycota, Agaricomycetes, Polyporales, Laetiporaceae. The transcript is spliced from 6 exons. The coding region runs from base 1 to 1065 and encodes 354 amino acids. The record is from RefSeq and is a predicted model, not a curated record.
AUGCAUAUGCGUGAUUGCCGAGUUGCUAUUGUUGCUGAAAUCGAAAAGUUGACCGAGUAUGCGACCACGCGGGAGAGUGACGCCAUGACGAGCUGCUACAUCCCCAGCGAGGCCGGACGGAAAUUCAAGAUCCGGUUUGGGAACAAGUCGGCGACCGAUAUGAGCGUGCACUGCUUUGUAAAUGGUCAGCUCGUCGCGAGGGAGUUGGUCAAGUCCUACAAGUCGCGAAGUCUCAAGGGUAUGCGCAUCUGUGGGUGCACGGUCAGGCCAUUCAUGUUCUCAAACGUUACACUCACCGAUGACGACAACGUCGCGUUGGCGGGUACCACGAACGCUGAUAAUUUGGGGGUCAUAGAGAUACGGGUGUAUAGGUGCAUGACCAUUGGUUCAGGUCCGUUUGAGGCCGUCCGGGGCGUGUCGUUCACGGAGGUUGGCCCAAUACACGAGAGGACAAAGAAGGCCGGCAGUCAUUGCGUAUCCCUGGGUGAAUCUGAGGCAACACACAGAGCCCGUACCAUGGACGUCAGGUACAUCGACGACCCGAGACGUUCCCCGCCGCAUAUCACGUUCAGAUAUAACUAUCGGCCAAUGGGGAUGCUCAUUGCACAAGAUAUCGCUCCGCGUCCGCUGCCACCUCCGAGCGAGACCACUAACGUUCAUGUGGAGAGAAGGGGCAUCAAGCGAUCUGCAUCAUCGAUGGCCGAGUCGGACAGGCAGUCCAAACGGUCGCGCACGAUGAGCACGCCGAUGAGCGUGGAUAUGAGUAUCGCGCUGCGCACAGUUACUCCUAUGUCGGUGGUGAAGGAGGAGCCCGAGGUACAGGGAGUACCAGUUGCUGGCCCUUCUGCUCCACGUCCUGUAGCGAGCGGUGAAGAGAACCGACGGCCUUCCCAAGCCAGAACAGACUCCCAGCGCAGCCGCUCGAGUACCGUAAAGACCGAAUGGGCCAUCUUACCGAUCCGCUGGCUGUUCGGUAGCGGAAUCAUUGAUCUGACGGGAUCAGGUUCGAGUUCGGGUUCACGCUCAGUGUCCUCGGGAGAGGUUAUUGACCUCACGCAGGACUGA